UCUUGCUUGCUUGAUGUGCAACCGGGUCUGGCAGAGCGUGCGUCUGUGCGAGGGACAGUGAUGUAAUCGAUGGCAUCAAUGAUGGCAUCACGCAUUGGGGAUGCUUUGGGGCGAAGGACCACCGGCUGCAUGGGUGAGGCGUUCAGCCGUGGUGGAGGAGGAACCUCAGGGGGGGACGAGGAAGGUGUCCCCAACUCCAGCACGGUGAUGGGACACCCAGGCCCCAGCUCUGUGGCACGCUCGCAGCCGGCUUUUAGGCUGGCUCUCGUUUCUGCCUUCCGCUUGCUGAACCGGGGGCUGGAGCGCUUGGUGCCGCCGCCCCCCUCGGCCCGGCGCAACCGCUGGAAGUGGCGCAACAUCUGGACGUCGUUGGCGCACAGCGUGCUCAGCGGCGGCGGGGCGCUGGCCGGGUUCUGCCUCCACCCUGGGAUGUCCGAGGACCUGGUGGGCACGCACCCACCUGGGGCACACAGCCUGGUCGCCGUGUCCGUAGGUUAUUUCCUUGAAGACUUUGUGGACAUGUUGUGCAAUCAGAAACUUCACCAGUCCUGGGAGCUGCUUUUCCAUCACUCCGUGGUGAUUGUCUGCUUUGGUAUUGCAGUGCUGCUCCAUCAGUACGUCGGGUUUGCCCUCGUGGCUUUACUGGUGGAGAUUAACUCCAUCUUCCUCCACCUGCGGCAGAUCCUGCUCAUGGCCAACCUGGUGCACACCACCUGCUACCGCCUCAACAGCAUCAUCAACCUGGGCACCUACGUGGUGUUUCGCAUCGCCACACUGGCCUGGAUGACCCGCUGGCUCUUCCUCAAUCGGGAGAACGUGCCCCCGGCAACGUAUGCCGUGGGCACGGUGGGCAUGGCAAUCAUGACGCCCAUGAACAUCAUCCUCUUCUACCGCCUGCUGCGUAGUGACUUCUUCAAGUCGAGCCGGGACGUGCAGCGGGAAAAGGAGCAAUAGCCCCCUUCCCCGCAGGGUCUGGGGCAUGAGCAGCCCCGAGCCCGUGGAGGAGGACAGCAAAGCGCAGCAGAGAACGAACGUGGCUGUUUCAGUACCUUGCGCGGAGGAUCCACACUAACAGAGCAUCUGGGCUUUUCUUGCGGCUGCAGAUCCUGGGCCCUGCAAAGCGGAGAAGGUGCUCACAGACCCAGGCACUGGGGCUCUGCUUCCCCCGCACCUUUGGAUGACGUGGUCAGAUGAUCGGGAGCUGCUCCGAGAAGCCUCGGCAGCUCUCGCAGCUCUCCAAGGCACCACUAGGAUGAGAAGGGAGCAGAAGAGCACUGUUUCCCCACCGCUUUUCUGGACAUCCAAACACCACAGUGUGUUUCUAACUCCUUUGGUGCUGCAGCCCACAGCGUCCCAUCGGCCAGGGGACACUGUGCUCAGCCCUGCGUUCUCUGUGGCACUUCCUAUGGGAGCAUGACCAGGCAAGAGAGGCUCCAAGGCUUUGCCCUCAAGGCCAAGGCCAGUAAAAGCCAAAUCCUGCAUUCAUGAGUCCUCCCCGAGGAGAUUGUCCCAGGUGGGUGAUGGAGGGAGAGGCUGAGACCUGGCUGGGUGGGGGUCCAGGUGAGGGGCAGAGCACUGGGCAGCAGGUGCUGCGGCGCUGUGCUGGGAGACGGGUGGCCAACUUCUGACAACUGGAGCUUUUUCCGUGUCGUUUUGUUCCCAGAUAUGUUAAGUGCCCAUAAAUGAGCGUGGGAGAGCGUGAGUCGCUGGCCAGGAUGAUGCUACGUGACGGUCACUUCCCACAGAUGUGGAGUUUUCAGGCAUAGGCAUCUAUUAGGAUUUAGGCAUCUAUUAGGAAUGAAAAGUUCUGCUGCAGAGCCCAACGUUACGCUCUUACCUAGCAGCAAGAGCUCUUACUAACACAAGCUUUUAAUAAAUGGCUGCAAAUGAAACGGCUUGAGGGGAAGGGGCUUAGACAGAAAAAGGCACUCAGCGUCCCAGGCUGCUCCAGGGUGUCACUGCUUAGCACAGUGCUGCUUAUCCUAUGUCUCCCUGCCGCGGAGUAAAAAUACACUGUACACUGGCACACUCUACCUCUCUUGGGGUUUUUCCCCCCCGCCUCCUUUCUAUGGAGGAAGAUGAAGGUUUCUCCUGUUCCUACUGACACUCUCUUGCCCUCCUAGGCGAGGGGAGGCUGCGCUUUCCUUGGGGCUGGCAACUGGGAGGCUAAACGGCAGCAGGACAAGCGCCAGCUCUUGCUGUGGCUCUGCCUUUGGCCGUGCUGCCCCGAACUGCUUGUGACCUGCGGGGUUAGGAAAGCGCCGGCUGUGAAAUAGGGCAGGCUGCAGGCAGAGCACCCAGCACGUGGCUUCGCUGCUUUCAUUCCCGAUGCUGGAUGCCAGCUUGCAGCAAAGAUAUGAUCCUUGUGGUUUGCUCUGCCUGUCCCUGGAGCCUUCCUAGGACAAGGAAUCAGAAUUUUUAAAUUUUUUUAACUCCACAUUUCCUUUUCCCCACCGAUUCCCACACACUGAACUGUUCCCCAGCAGCCCAGCACUGUCUAUAAAAGCAAGAUCAUCCCACUCGGGGUUAACGUGUACCGGUUUUGAGAAACCUACUGGAUCUGUCAUGCUUUGUGUGACAAAUAACCUUUAACUCAAAAUCUCUCCUUUGGUUGGAAAAGCUGGGGCACAGGCUGAAAC
Messenger RNA from Chroicocephalus ridibundus (black-headed gull), 2639 nucleotides. It is a transcript of the gene TLCD2, whose product is annotated as TLC domain containing 2. Gene Ontology annotation, biological process: membrane assembly; plasma membrane organization; phospholipid homeostasis. Gene Ontology annotation, cellular component: plasma membrane. The transcript has 5 exons. Bases 70 to 954 code for a protein of 294 amino acids. NCBI's taxonomy places the organism in Eukaryota, Metazoa, Chordata, Aves, Charadriiformes, Laridae. The record is from RefSeq and is a predicted model, not a curated record.